This is a messenger RNA of Cannabis sativa, 1582 nucleotides long. Its product is annotated as homeobox-leucine zipper protein ATHB-12. Gene Ontology annotation, biological process: positive regulation of DNA-templated transcription. Gene Ontology annotation, molecular function: DNA-binding transcription factor activity, RNA polymerase II-specific; sequence-specific DNA binding. Lineage: Eukaryota; Viridiplantae; Streptophyta; Magnoliopsida; Rosales; Cannabaceae. The transcript is spliced from 2 exons. The record is from RefSeq and is a predicted model, not a curated record. Bases 188 to 1150 code for a protein of 320 amino acids. Gene Ontology annotation, cellular component: nucleus.
AUUUCUUUUUCUUUUUCUUAAAUAAUAAUAAUAAUUAUUAUAAUAUCAGCAAUUAUUAGUGGACAAAUAAAAAACCAUUAUUUACGGCAUCAAAAGAAAAGAAGCAGUUACUCGUAUGGUAUGGAGAUUUUGGAUAUAAAAGCAAAGCAAAUACAAACACAAGAAUUUCAUUUCACAAACUCCGUUGAUGAUUCACCAUUCGAAUCCCACCAAUUCUAACACCAAAACCCAAAGCCAACACCAACCCAACCAACCACAGUUUCGUACUAUAUAUAUAUACUCAGAGAGAGAGAGUGAGAGAGAGAGGACGAUGUUUGAAGACCAAAACAACAUUCAUGGGGAAUAUUCAUAUUGUCCCACAUCGGACAGAUUUGAUCACAAUAACAACAACAUUAAUAUUCACGAGAGCAGCUUCUCAAAUUCAUCCUCUACUUCAUCUUCUACUGGUGCUGGAGUUCAAGUACCAGCUGGAAACAGAAAAAAGAAGAGCAAAAACAACAAACGAAGGUUCAGUGAUGACCAAAUCAAAUCUCUGGAAUCAAUGUUCGAGAACGAGACCAGGCUCGAGCCAAAAAAAAAACUCCAGUUGGCCUCUGAGUUAGGCUUGCAGCCUCGUCAAGUCGCCAUAUGGUUUCAGAACAAGCGAGCUCGUUGGAAAUCCAAGCAACUCGAACGAGACUACUCUAUUUUACUCGCCAAUUAUAAGAACUUAGCUUCUCGUUUCGAUGCUCUCAAGAAAGAAAAACAGGGUUUGGCUCUUCAGUUGCAGAAGCUUAGCGGUGAUCUGAUGCAGAGUUCGAAAGAUAAAGAUAAAGAUAAUGAUAAAGUUGAUAAGGACUCGGAUAAUGGAAAGGUGAAAACAGAGACAGAUCAAUUGGAAGUAAUGAAGCCGAGUCUUUCGUCUUUGGAAAGAACAGAACACGUUUUAGGGGUUCUCUCAUCAGACGAUGAUAGUUGCAUGAAGGCAGCCUAUAAUUUUGAUCAAGAAGUACUUGAACCCGAGGAAGCGGAGCUUCUGAGCAUGAACAUGGCGCCGGAGCCUCCUGCUGAUAGCUCCCUUACAUCGCCCGAAGACUGGGGCAAUUUGAACUCAGACACCCUUUUUGAUGAAUCCUCUAGUGGUUAUCAGUGGUGGGACUUUUGGUCUUAAAAUUAAGCCACAAAGGGGUCUUCUUGAAAAUUUUCUCUAGUUUUUAUUGUUUCUUCUUCUUGGUAUAUAACUAUAUAUAAUCUAAAAGCAGAGCCCUUUUAGUUGAGAAACUACGUGUAGUAGAGUUGGAGUAGUUUCUUCUCAGGGGUGCAGUGGAGAAAAUAAGGGAAUGAAGUUCAUCACUCACUGAGCUACUGACCCAACAAAUUACAAAAAUUGCGCUUUACUUGAUGUUGGGUUAGGCUUAAUUGUUAUUAGAAGCCAUAUAUGGCAUUAGAUUACGUUAGAGUACACAUAGGAUUUAGGAUUUAGGCCUAUUAUAAUUACAGCAAGUGGGUAGUGUAAGUAAGAUGUUCCAAUUUUAAGUUUCUUGUACAUACUUGUUCCGAGAAUGAUCUUGAGAAAUAAAGAGAUAGGGAGAGACUUGAAUGA